UUCGAGGGUGAGCAAAGCAUUCUACAGCAUUGCAUGGAAAGCCAUGGUGGUCUAUCAACGGAAAAUGUAGAAAGAUUGGCACGAUUCACACAAUGGUCGGCCACGUAUGAGGAAGUACCUUGUUUUACUCAAUGCUAUAUUGGUGAGAUUGGCAUCUAUGAUGCAGAGCUGGGCUUCAAUGAAGAGGCGACUGUUAGGCAUUUUGGACGUCCCCUCUACAAUGCCUGCCGGGAGAGAUUAGCAUCCAACAGGGGACAUUUUGAGAGCAGCUGUGAUCAUGCCUAUGCCGGCUUUCACUGCAUUGCCAGUAUGGAGAACGAUCCAUUCAUUCAGAUCGAGAAACUGCCAAAUGUAACAGAAACAGCCAAAAGAGUCAUGAAGGAAUGCCUGCUGCAGAUCGAAGAAUCCGAACGUCAUCGCAUCAAUGACUAUCAGAAGUUUUCAGUUGUCGAACCCAUUCCUUGUUAUACACGCUGCUUCAUUUCGAAGCUGAGAUUAUUUGAUGAGAAGACGCGUCGUUGGCAAUUGGCAGCAAUGCGACGCGAACUUGGCGUCCCUCUGCAGGGAGCUCAUGUAAAUGGAUGUAACCAACGUCGGGGCAGAAAUCCCUGUAGCACCACCUAUCAGCAGUUUACCUGUUACGUCAUGGCCAACUAGAAAUUAGAAGUGAGAUAUUUUUCA
Messenger RNA from Drosophila willistoni, 681 nucleotides. RefSeq lists its product as uncharacterized. The record is from RefSeq and is a predicted model, not a curated record. The transcript is spliced from 2 exons. NCBI's taxonomy places the organism in Eukaryota, Metazoa, Arthropoda, Insecta, Diptera, Drosophilidae. Gene Ontology annotation, biological process: sensory perception of smell. Gene Ontology annotation, molecular function: odorant binding. The coding region runs from base 34 to 657 and encodes 207 amino acids.